Molecule: messenger RNA, 1244 nt
Organism: Nipponia nippon (crested ibis)
Lineage: Eukaryota; Metazoa; Chordata; Aves; Pelecaniformes; Threskiornithidae
Source: RefSeq, a predicted model, not a curated record
AUGAGGUUUCAUGAGCUUAAAAAUAAAGGCACCUUGUUGAAGAAGCAAAACGCCUUCCCAGCCAUUGCGGCCCGCUCCUGUGCCUUCCCGGGAGCGGAGCUGACAGCGCCUGAGAGCGCUGGGCCUCCCUCACGCCUCUGGCGCUGGCCGGGGGCGGCCUGCCCUUCUGCUACGCCCGCAGGCCUCACGCGGGCGCCUGUGGGAGCCGAGGCGGACACGCCGCUGCCUGCCGGAGGGUGUGAUCAGGGCGCAAACAAUCGUGUAAGGAAAACCUGGAUGAAGUGCUGCUCAAAGCACUUAGAGAAAUGUUUGAUGGAACAGUUUGGCAAAAGGUACAACUUCAGAAAGAUCUUGCUGUCUUUGUUUGUCAUAGGUGUGGGCAAGAGCAGUUUGCUGUUGCGUUUUGCAGAUAAUACCUUCUCAGGCAGCUACAUAACCACAAUUGGAGUGGAUUUUAAAAUCCGGACAGUUGAGAUCAAUGGAGAGAAGGUGAAGCUACAGAUCUGGGACACAGCUGGACAGGAGCGCUUCCGGACUAUUACAUCAACGUAUUACAGAGGAACACAUGGGGUCAUUGUUGUCUACGACGUAACCAGUGCAGAAUCUUUUGUGAAUGUAAAGCGGUGGUUGCAUGAAAUUAAUCAAAAUUGUGAUGAUGUCUGCCGGAUACUAGUGGGAAAUAAGAAUGAUGACCCAGAGCGAAAAGUGGUAGAAACGGAAGAUGCCUAUAAAUUUGCUGGGCAGAUGGAGAUCCAAUUGUUUGAGACCAGCGCCAAAGAAAAUAUUAAUGUGGAAGAGAUGUUUAAUUGCAUUACAGAGCUAGUCCUGCGAGCAAAGAAAGAAAACCUAGCAAAGCAGCAACAGCAGCAACAGAAUGAUGUGGUGAAGCUAACGAAGAACAGUAAAAGGAAGAAGCGGUGCUGCUAAUGCCCUUUCCCUGCUGCAGAGACUCUGCUCUCAGACAGAUCAGCCCCUCCAGCUAGACUCGGGCAAUUCCACUGGGGCAGGCUUCGGGAGGACUUUCUCAGUUUUGUGCCGUUAUUUAAAGAUGAUUUUUUCUCCAUGUUUUCUAUCAAGAGGCGCUGGCACCUUACCACUUCAGUGCCAAGAAGGUAUCGGAUGGAAUCUUGCCCCCCUCUCCUCCCCUGCUCAUUCCAGUGCGCCUUGUAGACAAGAAAGGACGUUGCCUACCAAGUGGACUAAUUAACCCAAGAGUUUGUAUAUAAUGUAUAUUGCUUUAACCA